Messenger RNA from Camarhynchus parvulus, 786 nucleotides. RefSeq names its product proline rich 15 (gene PRR15). The transcript is spliced from 2 exons. The record is from RefSeq and is a predicted model, not a curated record. Lineage: Eukaryota; Metazoa; Chordata; Aves; Passeriformes; Thraupidae. Bases 71 to 433 code for a protein of 120 amino acids.
CAGGAGCCCCAAGACGCGCCACGCUCCCGGCCUCGCCCCGUGGGGGGGCGGCAGCCCCAAGGAGCCCGAGAUGGCGGACAGCGCCGCGGCCACCGCCGCUCCUCGGGCCGGCGUGAAGGGCUCGGCCGGGCCCUGGUGGAAAUCGCUGACCAGCAAGAAGAAGCACAAGGAAGCGGCGGUAGCCCCGCCGCACCCCGUCGCCAGCGAGACCCCCGCCGACACCCCCAGCCCCGACGGCCGGGAGGAACAGCCCGUUCCCUUCGGCAGCGGCGACGCCGCGGGAACCGCAGUCGGCAACCGGCGGAGCCUCCGAGUGUCCCAUUCGGGCCGCUUCAAGGAGCGGCGGAAGGUGCGCACCUCGCUGCUGGCCGACAGCCCCGAGGUCUUCGACGGCGGUGGCGCCCCAGGCCAUGCCGCCCAAGGGCCCGAGUAGCCCGGGAGGAGCUCGCCGAGGAGCUGCCGCUGGAUGGGUGGCCGGAGAACUGGCGGGACGGGCGGCCGGAGUCGCUGACUGCCCCACAGCUGGGCUUGGACCCAUGGGUGCCGUGUAGGCAGCGGCCUCCCACACCCUGAGCGGACACUGCGGGGAGCCCGGCAGCGCUGCCAGGCGAGGGAAUCGCGGGCGCUGUGUUACACGAACACCGCCAAUAGCAAACCCCUGGAUGACGGGACGAUGUGAUUGUCUUUUAAAAAAACCCGCAAAUAAACACCCCACUCCCUGUACUGUGGUGAGCAGACUCAAAGGUGCUAUCCCAAGGCCGACGGUGGGGUCUCUGAACCUUCCCA